Molecule: messenger RNA, 3909 nt
Organism: Penicillium verhagenii
Lineage: Eukaryota; Fungi; Ascomycota; Eurotiomycetes; Eurotiales; Aspergillaceae
Exons: 1
Coding region: 1-3909 (1302 amino acids)
Source: RefSeq, a predicted model, not a curated record
AUGGGUUCCAUUAGCAGCCUCAAAGCAACCCUCUCGGACAGCCUGGUCUCAAAUUCGGCGUUUAGAGAGGCAUUUGACAUGGCCAGUUGGGCAACCGAUCGCACAACUCGUCUUAAGAAUGUCGUAAUGGAUGGUGAGCAAAAGCACAGGCUUCGCCGUGUCUUAAACCACUUCCUGACGCCAAGUGUCAAGCCUGUAUUUGUGGAUGAUGAGGAAGAGGAACCCGAUGCCGUUGAUCGGGUUCCCGAUAGUUGGCUCGCCAAGGCCGACGGUAUAUUAAAAAUGCCCUACCGCAUGAUUGAUGUCGAGACGAAGAACAUGGUCCCUACAUACACUCUUGGCAUGCAAGACCAGUAUUGUAUUGUGUCUCAUAGCUGGAAAGGCUCUGAGAUCGGUUACGGAUACUUUGAUGCGGCAAAGAAAUUCGACCCCAAGAAAGACUCCGAGUCCAAUGGCGGAGAAUCCCCGAAUGAUUUAAGCAGGGUCAUCAACAAGUGCAAAGCCGAUAUCAGGGCUUUAGAAGAGAAGAUUAAUUCUGUGCUUCCGACUGUCACCCCAACUGCCGAUGGAAAGCGGCCAGAAGAUAUCCAAACGCUUCUUCAGUGGUACACCGAAGCCAAUACUGCCAGUUAUAGCUUUGGAAGAGCUCAAAAAACCCAUCAUGAUGCCGCGGCUGGUGUCUCGAGCGCCGAAAGAGAGACGGAGUAUUACAAUAAUCUCUGGGGCACUCUCAAUGCCCUCACCACCACAGAGCCUUCCGCCGACAAACCAGACCUCGCUACGGAAGACCCAGGUGUGAAAGAAGUUCGCUUGGCAAUCGAAAGUCUGAAUGAAGAAGCAGAAGAACGACGCAAAAAGGCGGAGGAAAAUCUUACCAAAGCCUCCGAGACUCAAACAAAAUACAAUCCUACAAUUGAGUUCUUUGAAAAGAAUCGCGAGCUGUGCUACGGGAUUGAGCAGCUGCUGGGCUCAUUGCAACAUAUGCGGUCUUCUCGUAAGAUCUCAAAUUCCAUUGACAUUGCCAAGGAACUAUUUGAUACCCACUUUCUCCGAGGAGGAAAGCGGUAUGUGUGGCUCGACACAUGCUGUAUCAACAAGGCGGACGGUGGUGAAUUAACCGAGUCCCUGGCCCUUAUGGGUGAUUGGUAUGAGAAUGCCGAUUUCUGCCUCGUACAUGUUGACACUCCCCGCUGUGAUGAUACGUGGAUUGAAGAGUGGAAAGAGUGGAAGAACCCAAAUUACAAUGCUGUCCCCGAGAACAUGACGAGCUUUGACCAAAUUGGCGCCAUUGGAGCCAAUGCCGCUGAGAGAGAACAGUUCCGGAUCGAGUGGGCGACGCGUGGAUGGACGUUGCAAGAGCUGGUGCUAAGUAAGGUGACUUACUAUGUGAAUUCGCACUGGAAUAAGUUGGUGAGGCCAGUCGAGGCUAUCGGCCCAUUUUAUUUCCUUCAACCCUUCCUCCAACAGUUCUUCAUCCACCCAUUUGUGGUCAAUCACAAUGAAAUUUCCUCCGAUCAGAUGGAGGCACUCAAGAAACUUCUUUACCAGCCCUCUUCCAAGGAUGGGAAGCCUUUCCUUGACGACGGGAUGUCCCCAGAACAUCAGCUUUCCGUCAUGCUUCAAAUCCUAGGGUUCUAUCCGCCAAAUGGCAUCAAACCGAAAACAGCAGAGGCCCAAAUUGGCAAAGCAGUCCUUGACGCCGCUGACCGGCUGCCUGUUGUUUUGAAUGAUUUGAUGCCUAAUUACUCCGAGACUCGUUGCCUGUCAAACCUCUCUGCUGCUAAGGAGCAUCAAAACAACAGAGUGGCCGUAUUCAUCCACCUAUUACGUCUUCUGAGAGCUGCCACAGACACCACCAUUCUCGAGGACAGAAAGGCCAUUGCGGAAUUCAGCAAGAUUAACAGCCUGACCAAUUGGAUCUAUGGCCAUGAUUUCAUGGAUUCGUCCGCCAGCACUUCUCUUGUCACUGCAGCAGAGCGAGUCACCACAGUUGCUACCGACCAAGCAUACUCCUUGAUGGGUAUUUUGGGAGUCCGAUUCCCGGCCUUCCCUGCGGAAGGUCUUCCUAAAGCCUUAGCCCGUCUUUUUGAUGAAGUUGUGAUCUCAUACAACGAUGUCUCAGUCUUCAACUGGUUUGGAAAACACCAUGGCAGCCCUCUCCAUGGACGAUCGCUGUACCCUGCCAGCAUCGAAGCAUUUGUGGACCCGGGCACCAACGCGAAUAUCAAGUCACGAGCCUACGCCAACCAGCGAAUUCUCAAGUCCUUCCGAGCACAGCGUGUGCGCCAAAGUGAAACAGCUUCCAAUGUCAACAUGUUGCUGGCCGAGAUGCUGGGUCUCACAAAGAAACUGCCGAACGAAUGCUCGGUGUUCAAAAGCCUGGGUGUUCUCGCUGCCAAGAUUAAAGAAACCAGCUUUGACAACCUGGAGGCCCGUCUCGGAAAUCUAGCCAAGGUUGUUGAGAAGCUCCGAGAAUUUACACCUGAAGAUGACACUCCGGGAGCUACAAGCCCUACUGGCCUGGACCGAGUUAACUCGUUAGCUGAAUCGGUUCGCUCGGCUAAGUUCGAGGUGCCCAAGUUCGAGGUCCCUAAAUUCGAAGUGCCUAAGUUUGAAGUGCCCAAGAUGUCCUUCGGAAGAAAAAAGGCCGCUCCCACCCCAGUCGAAGAAAAGAAACUGGAGGAGGGCCCUCCAACCCCGGUGCCAGUCCCAGAGGCCCCUGUCGAUAAGUUCCAGGUCUUGAAUGAUUGUAUUGAAGAGACCAUCGCUGUCCUUAAUGACAGAGAUGCUCCGAUUACAGAAUCAAGCAUGAUCUUGCCCUUGGCCGCGAAGCCCGACACAUCCAGCAUGAUGAGUCAAAACAACGGCGUCGACCAGGACUCAGACAAACGCGAGAAGAGAAUGGUCUGCCCCAACCCAAUCACCGUGAGCAGUGGUGGUAUUCGUGGUAUCUUCGAUAUCCAACGUGUGGUGGUCACCAUGCUGGAGCCCCAAAAGCUGCGUUCUCGAGUCCGGACCGCUGUCAGCGGCCAGAAGAUUGACGGAUGGUGCACCGUCAGCACCGGUCUGUCGAUGGCCCUGGUCUCUUUCUCCUGUGAGCGCGACGCACUCCAAACACAGCUCGAUUUAUCAGAGGUCAUCAACAAGACCAUCGAUCCAGAUGUGUCUCCCGCCGACGGCGACAACCCGACACCCGUCCAAAAGGAUGGACAAAAGCAGACACUCCGCAGCCAACUGCGCCUGGAGAAGACCCGCGAAAAAAUCCGAGUUGGCCGCAUGAUUUCCUUCGUGCAGAAGCCCAACCUCGACGGCGUUGCCGGAGAGUGGGUGCUGGCUCGAUUCUCUGGGGCCCCAGGAGCCAAGUGGUUCCUAUGUCUCCUGGAACUGGGAGCCGGAAACGAUUUCUAUGGACGCCGUAUUCCCACUGAUGCCUUUAGCUUCGAGGACGCUGCUCCCGAGCAAGGUUUGACGGAGUACUGGCACCAGUUUACCACGGAGAAGAAGGCGCGAACUUGCGAUACGCUGGAUAUGUAUCUCAAUCGACAGAAGAUGUGGAAGAAUGCUGGCAAGAAUAUGCAUGAGAUGCAGAACAUGCAGCAUACGCAGCAGAUGCAGGAGUCGCAGGCCAAGGGUGAGAAGGACCACCUCGACUGGGAUAUGGCGAUGGAUAUAAUGCAGAAUCUCUCUUUGGAUACUUUGGAGAAGACCAUCAAUUUGGGUAAGAUGACGGGUUAUGGCAUUGGAGGCCUGGGCGCUGAACUUUGGGCCCUGCAUCUGGAAUCUCGCAUUGAGAAGUGUGCUUUGAAACGUGUGCCCAUCGCCUUGCGAACACCUGUCAAGGAUCUCGAUCACAACAGGAAAUUGCUACCUGCCAUGUUCCAUGCUGGUCGUGAGAUGCAUAUGUUCUAA